This is a messenger RNA of Cimex lectularius (bed bug), 5981 nucleotides long. It is a transcript of the gene stj, whose product is annotated as voltage-dependent calcium channel subunit alpha-2/delta-3. Lineage: Eukaryota; Metazoa; Arthropoda; Insecta; Hemiptera; Cimicidae. Gene Ontology annotation, cellular component: voltage-gated calcium channel complex. The coding region runs from base 50 to 3784 and encodes 1244 amino acids. The transcript has 29 exons. The record is from RefSeq and is a predicted model, not a curated record. Gene Ontology annotation, molecular function: voltage-gated calcium channel activity.
CACCCACCAGUCAAUACUCGACCUCAGCGUUGAAAGCAUACGGCCAGAAAUGAAGCCACAUUAUAAGACUCUGUUCCUCAUAUAUUUAUCAUUAUUCCAGGGGCAGGCUUUCAUUACAAAGGAAAUUGUUGAAUCAUGGGUGUCAAAAUUAGGAACAGAGCUGUGGCAUUUUGGGGACCAUGUAACCAGAAGAAACAAGGUGCAAGAAAGCUUUAGAGAAGCUAAAAUUGAAGUUAGAGAAGGAAAUAAAUUAGUGCGAGAGCUUGCUCAAGAAAUAAAAAACAUGAUGGACUUAAAAAUAAGCGCAGUACGACGAAUCAUGGAUACUGCGGAAAACUCUGCCAUGGCUUCUCAGGCAGAAGGUAGUGUACCUUUAGAUUAUCAAUAUUAUAAUUCAAAAAACCUUGAACCUCUACUUAAGGCUACAGGAAAAGAACAAUUUAGAAAAGAAGAAUUAAACGAUCCGAACAAACUAAUAGUUACACCAAACAGUCAUUUUUUUAAUAUUCCUGUUAAUACAAGUGUGAGUUCUGUACAUGUACCGACGAAUGUUUAUGACAGAGCUCCUGAUGUUAUACAUGGAAUCAAAUGGUCGGCAAAUCUUGAUGACAUUUUUAUUGGUAACUACAAAGAAGAUCCAUCACUUUCAUGGCAGUACUUUGGAAGUUCAUCAGGCUUUAUGAGGCAAUUUCCAGCUAUGAAAUGGGAACAAGUGCCUCCUAGUCCAGUUGAUCUAUAUGACUGUCGAACACGAUCAUGGUACAUUGAAGCUGCUACAAGUUCAAAAGAUCUUCUAAUUUUAGUUGACAACUCUGGCUCCAUGAUGGGGCAACGUAAAGAAAUAGCUCGCCAUGUCGUUAAUAAUAUUCUAGACACUCUAGGAAAUAAUGAUUUUGUUAACAUAAUGACAUUUGUGAAAGACACCAUUGAAGUUGUACCUUGCUUCAAAGAUAAAUUGGUGCAGGCAAAUUUGGAAAACAUCAGGGAAUUGAAAAUGGGGAUGGAAAACAUGGAACCAGCAAGUAAUAUUGCCAAUUUCACAGUUGCUUUGACUAAAGCAUUUGAACUCCUUCAAGAGUACAGAGAGCAAAAACUAGGAGCAGCUUGCAAUCAAGCUAUUAUGCUAGUGACAGAUGGCGUCCCUUACAAUUUUAAAGAAAUCUUCGAAGAGUAUAACUGGAAGAAAACACCACCCAUGCCUGUACGUGUGUUCACUUACCUAAUUGGAAAAGAAGUUGCAGAUGUACGGGAGGUAAAAUGGAUGGCAUGUGCCAAUCAAGGAUAUUAUGUACAUUUAAGUUCGAUGGCAGAAGUUAGAGAGCAAGUUUUGCAAUAUGUUCCAGUAAUGGCAAGACCCAUGGUUUUGUUAAAAACAGAACACCCUAUAAUAUGGACCCCUCUAUAUGCUGAUGUCACUGACCCAAAAAUGACGGAUUGGCUUUGGGAAAUGAAAGAACGAAAGAAACAAAAAGAAAGAUCUCAAAGUUUUCGCUAUCACAAAGGAAGGUAUGAUGAAGAAGAAGAACAGCGUCUGGCCCGAAAACAACAGCAUCAACUUCUAACUGAAAAUUUACAUCCAUACAAGUUCAUGACAUCCAUUUCAAUGCCUGUAUAUGAUCGGAGGGAAAAUGCUAAUCUUACUGAGCGUGUACUCAUUAACGAAGCAUUUUGGGUUUUAAGAACCAGAGAGACAAAGGUUGCAAAUCUUUUGGGAGUUGCAGGGACUGAUGUUCCAAACUCUGAUAUUCAAAGGCUUAUUGCACAGCAUUUGCUUGGUGUAAAUGCAUAUGCCUUCAUAGUAACCAACAAUGGAUACAUCUUGAUUCAUCCUGAUCUACGGCCUGUGUUCGAUGGAAUCCUGAAGCCAAGUUACAAUAAUAUUGACAUAACUGAUGUUGAAAUAAUGGAUGACAAUUCGAGCCCACGAAACUAUAGUAGCAGUUUGCUUCAGUUCAGAGAAAAGUUAAUAUAUCAGUCAAAUGGGAGUGAAUCGUUCCCUGUAAAAUAUCAUUAUGAUGGCUUGCGCAGAGUUUACAGAGGAAUAAGAUCCUACUAUUACAAUGUGAUUGUGGGCACUCCAUUUGAGCUGGUUGUUGCUCUUCCAGUCGGUUAUGGGCAACUUAAAGUUGAAGGCCAAGUGGAAAUAAAAAGAUUAAGUACAGUCAGAGGGUCAAAACCAGAAGAGUUUUUCAAAGUUAAAAAUUGGAAAAUACACCCUGACUGGUUUUACUGUAAAUACCACUAUGGGGAUGUUCAUAACUUUAAAACUCCUGAAGAUGAGUUAUUGCAUUUCCUUCUACGCUCUACAUCACAAAAAUGGAAAUGGCCAUUGCAGAGGAAUAGCUCUCCUCCUGAACAUCAAGGAAAUAUAUCAAAAUCAGAUUCAAUGGAUAGAACUUCAUAUUUCUGUGACAGAACACUUUUCCUCUCAUUGGUGUAUGAUGCCAAAGUUACUAACUGGUUUUCAGGAAAUAUCAGUCUACCAACUGCAGAAGAAAAAGGCCCUAUCGCAAAGCUGAUGGCAUUGUUGUCAAGGGAAGAGAUGAAACAAAGAUUUGGGAUAUCAUUGGUUUUUUUGGCUACAAGGAGUGGUUUGACAAGAUGGCAAGAUUUGUCCACCAAUUCAGAGAAUGAAGGUGAAAAUAAAAAUAAGCAUUUUAGUGAAAUUCAUAACAGAGCUGUUGAUGAAACAUGGUAUAAAAGGGCUGUUGAACAUUAUGUCAACGAUAAGCAUAAUAACAGGCAGAUCUUUGUAUAUUCUGUACCCUUUGAUGCAGGUGAUGAAAAUGAUACUCUUGUAACUGCCACACAUGCAGUAUUUAUAAAGGACAAUGCGAGGGAAGCACCCGCUGCAGUGGUAGGAUACCAGUUUCUUCAAUCUUCUCUACAUGCUUUGUUCAAGAACAUCACCUCAACGUGCGAUCGUUGUGAAAAAACCUGCGCCAAUUCAGAUUUGGACUGCUACGUCUUAGAUAACAAUGGGUAUGUGAUUGUUUCUGAAGACAGGAAAGACACAGGAAAAUUUUUUGGAGAGUUAAAGGAAAAUGUAAUGACAGAUUUGGUCAAAGAUGAAGUUUACAGAAGAAUUGAAAUGUAUGACUAUCAAGCUGUCUGCUUUAGAAACAAUAGACAAGAGCCGAGCAAUUCAAACAGAUUAUACACUCCACUAAACUACAUGUUUUGGAUUAUGAACUGGUUUAUCACACAACUUAUUUGGUUAAGUAUGCAAACAGAAAUACACGGAUUUAUUCAAUAUGCUUUGUCUCAACCAAUAGAAGAGGAUCUUGAUGGAAUGAUAUCAGAGACCUUUGAUGAAAGUUCAGAACCAGCAAAUAUGGAACAUACGAUAAAAUCCAAUGAACGUUUGGCUACUAAAAUGAUGAUUAACAAGACACAGCCGCAACCAUGUGAUAUGCAAGUUGGGCUGUAUUCUCUUGAACCCUUUCAAAAGUGGAAAGUCAACCAUCAUAGAAAUUGCAGGCCAUAUGUUGUGCAACUUAUAAACUGCAGUAAUCUAGUGAUGGUCGUGGUAAAUAGACUUUGCAAAAUUGAAGACAAAAGGAUAGACAGCCUUCCAACAGAAAUUAUUUAUAACUCGACGAGUUUAUCGUGUCACAAAGUUCUUUUCAACAAGCUUCCUAGGCGAAGACCAAAGAAGUGUACUAACAGCCAUCCUAAGGAAAAAGAUAUUAAACUUUGUGGGCGAUCUUCGCUCCUGCAGCCCCACAAACUUUUAAGUGGCCUUCAAAUAAUAUUCCUAUUGUCUUAUUGGACCUUUGCAUAAUGUUUUACUUAUCUACUAAACUUUACGGACUGUGGGGGUGAACAUUGUUAUCACACUUUUAAAUGCCUUUGUCAUUGACUAAAUUUAUCUGUGAUAUGUUAUAUUAUGCCAAUUAUUGUAAUCCAAGCAGUAUGACAUUAGAUUUUUAAAUUUAAUUGUUGAAUUUUAUACUUAAAUACCAUUUUGCUAAGAAAUUAUAAGAAAAUGUAUUACAAAUUUUUAAUCAAAGUUAAAAUUUUAAGUGGGAUUGUUUCAUUUUUCCACUCCUAUUGUGAUUCAUGUACAACACACAGCAUGUUGAAGCAUUCCAUUUUAGCAAGCUUGCAUCUGAAUAUUAUGUACUGAUAAAUAUAAGUUGGUACAUGAUGGUCAGAUAAAUAUUUGAACAGAGUUGCUGCAUGUUAUGUGGAAGUGGGAGUUUUUUUAGAGUCUGCUUAAAGUAUCUUGAAAAAUAUGCUUGUAUUGACAAAGAUUUUCUCAGAGAUGUUUUGUCUAAGAGUGAAUGAUUAACUAGUUUUAUAUAAACAAAACCGAUCACCCCUCUCGGUCUGCAAUCUUAUGGUGUUGACUCAGUUUUUCAACACAUUUCAACAAUCAUAUACAUUGAGUAAACAGUAUGUGCAGGCUCAACACAGAGACUGGUAACAGUCAAUUGUUGAACAUAUUUUUUUGCAAGUUCUUAUUCAUUAUAGAUUUUUGUUUUUAUGCUCCUAUCCUUCAAUAAACGCUUCAUUUUUUUUAAAAUAAUACAUUCGUUUAUAUAUGUACAUUUUUCAAAAAUAUGCGCAAAUAUUAAUAUAUUUACUGGCCAUUCAUGAUCUUUAUUUACUGAAUUGUUGUCAUAAAUAUAUACUUAAUGUAAUAUUUACCAGUUAAUAUAAUUUGUAAUUUAGUCACUGAUCAUUCGCUGGGUUGGUCUGUCAGCUGCGUUAGGUAUUUCGUUACCUUCAAUGUUGGGAAAACGUUUUGUUAAAUUGUGAUAUUUCUCUAUGUGGUUGCAAGUCAUUGCCAAUCAUUUUAGUCUACAAGCAAAGAUACGUAGACUAAAAUGAUUGGUAAAUGAUCAAAUUACAGGUUCGUCAGCCUGCAGACAAAAGAGAAAUCUCACAAAUAAUAUUAUAAUUUAUAUUAAAAAAAUUAACUUUGAUCACUUUUGUGUUUAUGCUCUAUAAACCUUAGGAAGAGUUGAAUAAAUGAAACAAAAAUAAUUUGUUGACGUUAUAUAAAAACUAUUGUUGUACAUUCAGUCAUUAAACUGUUUUGUUUCAAGUAUUUUCAUUAUUAUUAAUUUAUUUCUUUUAAGACUCAGACACAGACAAAACUUUGUACAUGAAUUAUUUAGAUAUAUAAUUUUUUUAUGGUAUACAUACAAUGAAAAGUCUGGAUCUAAUACUUAUAUGUGAUUUUGCAUGUUUUUGUUUUAAAGUUAAUAGUGAUUUUUUAGCUAGAAUCAAAUGAACUGGUUAAUCUUUAUAAAGCAUGUUUACCACUAAAAAAGGCUUUUAAAAUAAAAUAUACUAUUUACGUUUUAUUAAAAACCUAACUCAAGUAGCUUGUCUAAUACUGCUAGGAUUUUUAAUUUUAAAAAAAUUGUUCCUCUUCACAUUACAUAACUUAUUUAAAAAACUUGUCAUAAUAAUUACAUACUAAAUAAAUUUAAAUAUUCAUUAAUUCUAGUACAAGUAACAUGCAGAUUAAAAUGUAUCAUUUCAUUAUUCAUUAACAAGCAGCAUGCAUUAAACAUUUUCUAAUUAACAACUGUACUUUAAGCUAAACAGAAUAAGUAGGAACUAUGAGACAUAUUAAAACCAAUGACAUUUUACGUAGUAGCAUACAGUGUGGGGCUACCGGAGAAAUUUCUCUUCCAAAGUUUUAUUCUAUUCUAUUCAACAUAAUACACACAAAGCUUUGUUGAAUUAUGCCUGUGUGGAAGGAGAAUGCAAUGUACAACUUUUAUGAUUCUAGACCGUGUAAAAUGUUAGCACAUUAAUAUAAUGAAAAGUCAAUGAAGUCCAAAUUCCCAUCUUUGUUAUGAUCUUGAUUUUUAAAAUAUUGCUAUAAAAAUAAACCUAUAAAAUUAAUUUUAUAUCCAAUGCCAAGAUCAAAUAUAAUUGUCUAAAUAAAUUAUUUUUUAUCUGAUUUUGAAUUUUGUCUUUCUUCAAAGAUCACAAAUUAAUUAAAAUAUUACAGAAUGCUA